Aspergillus homomorphus CBS 101889 is the source of this 1401-nucleotide messenger RNA. RefSeq lists its product as uncharacterized. NCBI's taxonomy places the organism in Eukaryota, Fungi, Ascomycota, Eurotiomycetes, Eurotiales, Aspergillaceae. The record is from RefSeq and is a predicted model, not a curated record. The transcript is spliced from 7 exons. The coding region runs from base 1 to 1401 and encodes 466 amino acids.
AUGGCUACCCAGGGGCAACUCGACGCGGUACAGGCGUCCGACAUUGCUCAGCUCUGGUCUUUCCACCUGGCCCAGUUCAGCAACAUCCAACAAAUAAUGAAGGGCACGGAAGGCAUGUCGAAUGAAUUUAAGGAUUUCCGGCAUGACCGAUCGAAAACAGACAAUGUGCGGACUGCAUUGAAGAAUAAUUUACAGCUGAUUCAGAAGGUCGUUAAUAUGGUCGAGGUGGUCGGGAAUGCUGCAUCAGUAUCCAGCUUGAUUUCUACGGCCUUUGGACAGGUCAUGCAGUCUUUUGCCUCGGUAUCCGCCGACUACGACAAAAUCAUGGGCUUCUUCGACUUCACGCAUCGCUUCUUCGACCGGCUCUCCAUGAUCGAGGAUAAAACUCCCCAGCAAGCGCCGUUCCAGCGAUGCGUUGCGCGGGUCUUUUCAGGCAUGCUGACCAUUUAUUCCGUGGCGCAGGAAUAUGCCGAGAAGAAAAGAUCCAAAAAGUGGUUUUCUAGUUUGGUUGAUGGAUCGGAUGGGGCUCUUUCUGGUGCCAUCCAGGAAAUGGAGGAGGCCGUGAACGAGCUGACGCAAGCCGUUGGCCUAACCACGCUGCGAACCGUCGAUAUCCUCGACAAGAUCAUACAAAGCAUUAACGGAAAUGUCGAGUUCCUCGUAGCGCAGGUCACUGUAAUCGAUGGACGAAUGGAGGCCAUCAAAUCCGACACGAUCAUCGAACAAACCCAGGCGCUGGACCUGAAACAGGACGCUAUGCUCAAGAUGUUGGAGGAGCAAUCCCCACUCUUCAAAGACGCAGUUCAAUGUUUCGAGUCUAUCCAAAUGGGGUCUAAUCUCGGGCAGAGUAUCCAGACCAGUUUGCUGAAACUGGACGUCGUAAGGCUCCGGCUGACUCGGUGGGGUGAGUGGGUUGGACUGUCGAACGUGGCCGACGGCGAUGCGAAAGAGCUCCAGAUGACGAAGCUCGCUCUCGAAGCUCAAGACUUGAAAGUGCUGGACCCCGCCGAAGAGCUAGACGGCGUCACAGCUUCACUGCACCAGAAGAAGGAAGAUCUCGCUAAGAAGCGACAGGGAAAUUCCGAGUUGGAGCAGGAUCAAGUGAUUAUUCUAUACGAGGAGAAGAAUCUCGCCCGGCUGGCCGAGGACAUCAACGGAUUAGCGGACGGGUUGGUAGAUCUUUUCCCGGGUAUUCAGGAAGGACAACGCAAGCUGUGUGAAGAAGAGGGGUCUGAAUUGAACGCAAACGAGGGUGCUCUUUCGCCACUGAAGGAGGUCGCUGCUGGCCAGGACAAGCUGCUGAGUGACACGGUUGUCAAAGCCAUUCAACCACCACCACCUACACCAACAAUAAGGAACAAUUCCGGCAAGAUUAGUGGUGUCCUCUUUGGCGGUUCCUAG